This is a messenger RNA of Acanthoscelides obtectus, 3740 nucleotides long. Lineage: Eukaryota; Metazoa; Arthropoda; Insecta; Coleoptera; Chrysomelidae. The record is from the annotation of a GenBank genome assembly.
GGAAAAGGGUUAUGUUUACAUUUCAAACAAGCUGAUGGCUGAUGUGUUUUGAUUAAACUGCAGGUUUAGCUUACCCUAGUAUUUUCUUCGCUUCCAAAGAUGAGUGGAUGAUUUAAUGAACUACUCCAAAAUGACCACGAAUGAAAAAUGGUUAAAAUUCUACAAAGAUUUUGGCGCAAACCAGAAAAGUUCACAAGGUAGCAUAUUUUGGAGUAGUUCAGAGUCUGAUCUUGAAGAUGUUAGUUUAAAGUCUCCAGUAAAGAGAAGAAGAAACUCAUCCAGUGAUAAAAGUGAAAUUUCCGAAGAUGAAAUUUCAAGAGAAAGGAACCAUCUCGCCCAUCUCUAUCAAAAUGUCAAAGGCGUUCUUCAAGGUCAAGGUCAAAUCGCUUGUCAAGUGUAAGCGGCUUGAAUUUAUUUGGAGUAUUUCCAGUUAUCAAUUCAUAUCACUAGGUAUCCGGUAUAAAGUGGAUGUUUUGUGCAUUAUAAGUUUAUUUUUACGUAUUGCAUUACGUAGAUAAGGUCAGAGGGAAAGGACGUCCUCUUCGACAUCACGUUAAAGCACUGUUUUUCGAAAAUACAUCGAUAUGGACUGUUUUUCCAGGCUGAACCAAUUCGUGUGGUUGUAACCGGCGCUGCUGGCCAAAUUGCCUAUUCCCUGCUGUACAUGGUUGCGAAAGGCGAUGUUUUCGGCCCCAAUCAACCCCUAAUUCUCCAUCUGUUGGACAUCCCCCCGAUGAUGGGCGUGUUAGAAGGAGUCGUGAUGGAGCUUGCGGACUGUGCUUUGCCUUUGCUUCAUGGUGUUGUCCCCACUGAUGACCCAGCUGUUGCAUUUAAAGAUGUGUCUGCUGCUUUUCUUGUGGGUGCAAUGCCUAGGAAACAGGGCAUGGAAAGGAAAGAUCUGCUUUCGGCUAACGUGAAGAUCUUCAAAGUGCAGGGAGAAGCUCUAGAUAAGCAUGCUAAAAAGGAUGUGAAGCAGGUCUUGGUUGUUGGUAACCCAGCAAAUACAAAUGCCCUGGUUUGCUCAAAAUAUGCCCCAUCCAUACCGAAGGAAAACUUCACAGCUAUGACCAGACUUGAUCAAAACAGGGCACAAGCUCAAAUUGCACAAAAAGUUGGAGUACCAGUUGGAAAUGUAACAAAUGUGAUAAUUUGGGGUAACCAUUCUUCAACACAAUUCCCCGACGCCUCACAUGCCUUAGUCAACAUUAGUGGCAAAGAGGUAAAAGCUACAGAGGCAGUUAAAGAUGAUAACUGGAUGAGAUCUGUGUUUGUUGAUACUGUACAGAAAAGAGGCGCUGCCGUGAUAGCCGCCCGCAAGAUGUCAUCUGCAAUGUCGGCCGCCAAGGCCGCGUGCGACCAUAUGCGCGACUGGUUCUUAGGCACCGUCCCCGACAAAUUCGUGUCGAUGGGCGUCAUCAGCGACGGCAGUUACGGCGCCCCCAAGGACGUCGUCUUCUCCUUCCCAGUCGCCACCAAGGCGGGCAAGUGGCAGAUAGUCCAGGGCCUUCCAGUCGACGAUUUUGCGAAGAAAAUGCUCGCCGCUACCGGCAAAGAGCUUGAAGAGGAGAAAUCAGAGGCGAUGUCCGUCAUCGAAGCAUGACUAGUUAACAAGCUUUAAGUUGUUUUAUUGGGAGUUGUCCGUUCGAAGAUGAUGAUUUUUUUCUUUGGCAGCUGCACUAUACUAACGCACGGCUGGUACGGUGUUCUAACAGUUUUAUAUUGUUUCAAAAUAUACAAACCUUCAUGCCAAAAAUCCGGAAACAGGGGUACUUUACGUGAAAUGUAUAUAUUUUUACAUCCGACUUUUGGUUAAUGGAUAAACUAUAGGAGGAGUUUUAGAAAAACUAUCCUAGGUAUUUAUAUUCCUAAGGGCAUAUGUACAUCUUUAUCAGUUAUUUUUUAUUAUAUUUAUUACAGCCUGGUAUUUAACACCAACAUUUUAAAACAAGAUAAUUUCCAAAUAUGUCUUUUUUACAGUUUUUAUGAGUAUGACCAUUAUAAAGUUUAUCAAGGCUUAUCAUGUGUGAAACUGAUAUUGGUUUAUGGUAUGAUUUCAGUGAUAAAGAUUUUACGAUGUCCUGUGUAUAAUUUUAUUAAAAAAUGGUGCUGCUAUUAUAUGUAUUUUUCGAACAGCAAUUGAAAAAAUUAUUCUAUCUCAUCAAGAUAAAAUAUUUCAGUAUUUAUCCACAUACUCAAGUGAUUUGACAAAAAUUAUUUCUGAGGUUUGUCCUUUUUAUUUUUUUAAACUCUUUUAGAGAAAUUUCGCAAAUAAAAUUACGCAAAUGAUUCUUUUCUAGAACUGGCGCGCAAAUGUCUAGCCUCCAUUUGUGCAUAAAUUAAUAAACCAAUUUUGUCCACUGAUAUGCAGUAAAACGGUCAGUCAGAUACGAAAAAAUACAAGAGGCAAAGAUGCCCCCUUUUUUAAAUCAGCCUCUUAAUACAGCAAAUAAUAUUGCCAAAUAUAUUAAUAAAAAACAUUUUUAAUUUACCACCGUGAAAUACCGCAUUUCCGGGCCCAUGUUCAUAAUAAACGUUUUUCAAAUUUUUAAACAAGGAAUCACCCUUUAGAAUAUCUCCGUCUAUUCGGCGAAAAUUUGAAUUUUGCGUUUUUUGACUAAUCUUCUUCAAACUAAACUAUUUCCACACGAGCAGAGCCGCGGAUUGGGCCUAGUAUAUUUUUAGCUACAUACUAAUUUAAUUUUAAAUACUGUGUGUUCAUAAUGAUGCAUUUUUCCUGUUUUGUCCCAAAAAUUUCAGAUUAAUCCCAAUGCGAUUCCUCAUCAAACUUCUUGAAGCUUGUUUUUUUUUUAAAUUACCUUUAAGGCGAAUGUCAAACGCAUAUUUUAGAGCUAUAAUCAUCUUUGAAAAAUCUAAAAAAAAAAUACUCUCAGGUCCAUAUUCAAACUUUUAUCAUAAAAACUAUCCCUAAAUAAAUUUAUUGCAAUCUGUUUCUACAUUAUUAUAAACUGCACCUUGAUCUGACUUAUUUUUUAAUGAAAAAACUAAAAUACCGCCAUUUUUUUUAAUUUUCAAGAACAUAAUUCUAAUUUAGCAAUACUAGGGAAUUUCAUACUAAUUUGAAUUUAAAUUACUGAGCUUCAAUUUAUGAUUUAAAUUUGAAAUAACUGUGAUCCGCACCAUGAGAAUUUGCUAAUGAUUCUGUCAGUGUCAGUGGAUGUCUAGGCUUCAAAAUUAGUAUAUGUGAUAAAUACUGAUCGUAUGACAUUCGCCUGAAUCUUUUUUUUAAGUAUGGUUUUAGUGUAAAUUGAGGGAUUAUUUUUUGAACAUUUUUUUUUUAUAAUUAUAUUAAUAUUUUGAAUAUGGUUGCUGGAUUAUUGUUAAAAUUAUUCAUUUUGUAUAAAGUAUUCUGUAUUGACUACCGUUUUUUUUUUAAAUAUAAACCUAGGUAAAUUGUUAAAUGUAUGAUAAAAGGUUCAUCCUCUUGUGAACUCUCCAAAUAUAAUUCAUGUAUAUAAUUGUCUCUUAUUCCCUACAAGCACAUAAUAGAGAGAUUUUAGUGAGACAGAAAUAACGUUACGUUAUUUUUUACAGCAAUGGCAAAUAAGAAUCGUGGAAUACUGAGAGUCAUAACAGGUGGGUCAAUGACAGUGUCAUCACAUUGACAAUCACAACGUGCAUUCCCGACAGAUAAGCACGACACGCUUUUCCGAAGGGCAAUCACAGCGUGCAUUCCUGAAAGGCAAUCAUGGCGUACAUGCCCGAAGGGCAAUCGCGAGUGC